Molecule: messenger RNA, 1863 nt
Organism: Juglans regia (Persian walnut)
Lineage: Eukaryota; Viridiplantae; Streptophyta; Magnoliopsida; Fagales; Juglandaceae
Product: MADS-box transcription factor ANR1-like
Exons: 8
Coding region: 169-981 (270 amino acids)
Biological process (GO): positive regulation of transcription by RNA polymerase II
Cellular component (GO): nucleus
Molecular function (GO): DNA-binding transcription factor activity, RNA polymerase II-specific; RNA polymerase II cis-regulatory region sequence-specific DNA binding; protein dimerization activity
Source: RefSeq, a predicted model, not a curated record
AAAGCAUAAGAUUUGCACAUCUCAGGCGCUUCAGGUGAAUUCGAGCGACCGACGAUUCUUCCUCUUCUCUCUUCUGAUCUAGUGCCCUACUCCUCCAUUAACGAUCGAAACAAAUCUAAGAGGAGCGAGAAAAACCCUAGCUAGGCUUAUCGGAGGAAAAAGAGAUCGAUGAGGAGAGGUAAGCUAGUGAUCCGGAGGAUUGAUAAUUCCACGAGCAGGCAAGUGACUUUUUCAAAGCGUAGAAAUGGAUUGCUUAAGAAGGCCAAGGAGCUCUCGAUCCUUUGCGAUGCAGAAGUUGGGGUGAUUAUUUUCUCCAGCACCAACAAGCUAUACGAUUAUGCCAGCACAAGCAUGAGAUCUGUUGUUGGGCGUUACAACAAAGCAAAAGAGGAAGAACACCAGCAGAACAAUCCUGCUUCGGAAGUCAAGUUUUGGCAAAUGGAGGCAGCAGUCUUGAGGCAACAAUUGCAGUACUUGCAAGAGUGUCACAGGAAAUUGAUGGGCGAAGAACUUUCUAGUCUGAAUGCCAAAGAUCUACAAAACCUGGAAAAUCAGUUGGAAAUGAGCUUGAAGGGUGUCCGACAAAAGAAGGAACAAAUAUUUACUGAUCAAAUAGAAGGACUAAACCAGAAGGUAAAUCUCAUUCAUCAAGAAAAACUAGAACUCAACAAGAAGCUAGACCUCAUCCGUAAAGAAAAUGAAGAAUUGACAAGGGUUCAUAGGGAAAGGGAUGUGAAUGAGGCAAGCAGAAGUUUUCUUGUUCCAUACACCAUCAGCACUGGAUACGAUCUGAACGCACCCAUCCAGCUUCAGCUAAGCUGGCCACAGCCUCAGAAUAAUGAAGUAGCAGAAAAAACAAUGAAACCGGGGUAUCUCCUCAACAAACUCACUUGCUAUGCACCAUUUAAGUCUAUCAUAGCAAUUACUUCUUAUAUUAAUCCAAUGACUCCUCAAAAUUGCAACAGGUUACAACUAGAUUAGCAAAUCCAUUUUGGCAACCGUGGAUGGUCAUCUGUCAUUAUCCCAUCAACAAUUUGCCCAUUGUGGAAAGUCAAGCUUCCAACAGUGAGAUUCCAUAAUUCAUCUAUUAGACUCAAUACAAUAAGCAGGAGCAUAAAAUUUGGUGUGAAUGUUCUAUGAAGCUUGCCAUAACACUAAAAUCCAGACCAGAUACCUAUGUAAAUUUACACAAUAAUGGGAAAGCACUAGAAAUGGCAUGGAUUGCUCUAGCUGUCUAAAAACUUGAUGUGGUCAAACAAAUGGACUAUUGAUGACAAUUGCGGUAGAUGUGCUAUUCCAUUGUUUAGUCAAAUUAAUGAGCAUCUUAAAAAACCACAUCACUAAAACUUAUGGAGCAACCGAAAAAAUGUUAAAAAAACAAUAUGGUUUCUGACUUCACCAUGCUUCAUUAAUAAAGCUGUAACCCCACCAGUGUAAUUGUAAAGAAUUUAAAAGCAUGCAGGGAUAGCCAACCCAUUCAGAUGCAGGCAUGUGCCUAUUGCAACAGGAAAACGGUAAGCAUUCCAACUAUUUGUCAUGUAUCAAUAAAACAUUCUGAGCUUCGAACAAUCGGUAAUUAUAUUUAUUUUAUUCAAGAGUUCCAAAUUCAAAAGUUCCCUCUAAAGAAAUUACUUUCUUGAUGGGUAAAAUAAGAGUUUAUUGAUCAAAUAAAUAGGCAAAGCCAGAGUAGAAGUAUACAUGGAUACCACCUAGUUACAACAGCAUGCAUUCAUCAUAACUUAUGCAGCCAUACAAGAUGGAUAACACAAUAGCAUGUAUUCAUCAUAAAUGAUGCAACAGAUCCUGUGCCAAGAGUAACACUACUGGGACAAAGGGAUAAGAAGAGGAAAAGAGAAAAAGAGA